GCGGCUCGGGCGGAGAGAAGGGCUCAGCCCCGCGGCGCUCCCAGCCCAGGACAAAGGGAGCCGGACCCGCCUGGGCUGCGGCCGCGACUCCCGGGUCCAGCCUCACACCAGCUGAAGGCCCCCGCAAGCCGGGGCUGCAACAUGGCGGCAGCGACACGGGACCGCCGCCCCAGCGGGACAGGUCUCCGCGCUGGCGGCGUCGCCCGCCCCUCCCCUCCCCCCUACCCCGCCGCGCCGGGGGCCGCGCCGGGUCCCGGGACAGUGGGAGCAGCAGUGCGGUCUCCGCCGCGGUCCGCACCGCGCUCCUAAAUACCCGGAUGCGGCCGCCGGGACAGCCAGGGCCGGAGCCGGCGGGUGGAAGCUGAGCGGUCUGGCACAGCGGGCACCUUCUCUCGCCCUUCUCUGAGGGGCCCUCCCCGGGGACCCGCCGACACAGAGAGCCCGGUGCCAGGGCAGGAGCCGCGCCUCCUCCGCCAGGCCUGCCAGCAGAGGGGCAGUUGGGACAUCCCAAAGCCGAGGUGCCAGGCCCUCGGCGCCAGGCAGUUUGCGAGAGGGAGAAGCCAAAGGGAGGAUGACGGAGGACUCGCCCCCGGCUGCCAAGCCCAAGCAGGCCAAGGUGGGCAAGAAGCGGACAGAGCACCCCAAGUACUCCGACAUGAUUGUGGCAGCCAUCCAGGCUGAGAAGAGCCGCGCCGGCUCCUCUCGCCAAUCCAUCCAGAAGUACAUCAAGAGCCACUAUAAGGUUGGGGAGAACGCGGACUCCCAGAUCAAGUUGUCCAUCAAGCGGCUGGUCACCACUGGUGUCCUCAAGCAGACCAAAGGGGUCGGCGCAUCCGGGUCUUUCCGCCUGGCCAAGGGUGAUGAACCCAAGAAGCCACCAGCCAAGAAGGAAGUCACGAAGGCUGCAGUGCCCAGGAAAGUCACUAAACCCAAGAAAGCUGCUGCCAGGGCUCCAGCCAGGAAGCCCAAAGCAGCCCCCAAGAAAGCCAAAAAGAAGCCAGCAGCCACUCCAAAGAAAGCCAAGAAGCCCAAGACUGUUAAGGCCAAACCAGUGAAGGCAUCAAAGCCGAAGAAGGCAAAGCCAUCCAAACCCAAAGCAAAAUCCAGCACAAAGAAAUCUGCCAAGAAGUGAAGCUUGCGUACUUUUUCUUGAAGACUGUCCUUCAUGUCUGCUUUUGUGGAUUUUGCAGUCAGGUGCGGUUGAUGGCAGUGGAGUGGGGGUUAAAAGGGAGGACAGAUUUCCUGCCCCCCCCUUCAAAAGAAGCAAUGCUGCUUCCACAAGUCUGAGGGCUGCUGUCUUGAUCUACCUGAUUUCAAAUUCAAUGAGACCUCCUGGGCUUCAGGGAAGGGAUUAGGAAAACUUCUCCGGGAAGUCCUGCAGCACCCACCUGGGAACCAUGGCUUGGGCAGGGACCCCUCUAUCCACAACCCCUAUGGACUGAACCUCUUGCAGUUGCUUUGUGGAGCUGGAGCUUUGACCUGCUGUGGCUUGAGGCUUGUGCUUUGGGUUUUCUUUUCUUUUUUUGUGGGGGGAGAGUUGGAGGGUGAGAGCUGGCAAGGGGAAGUUGUGGGGGGGCGUUAUGUGGGGAGCAGUGUUGAUUUACACCAAUAAAAUUA
Molecule: messenger RNA, 1617 nt
Organism: Gavialis gangeticus (Gharial)
Lineage: Eukaryota; Metazoa; Chordata; Crocodylia; Gavialidae
Product: histone H1.0
Exons: 2
Coding region: 572-1132 (186 amino acids)
Biological process (GO): chromosome condensation; nucleosome assembly; negative regulation of DNA recombination
Cellular component (GO): nucleus; nucleosome
Molecular function (GO): structural constituent of chromatin; double-stranded DNA binding; nucleosomal DNA binding
Source: RefSeq, a predicted model, not a curated record